Molecule: messenger RNA, 3460 nt
Organism: Pogona vitticeps (central bearded dragon)
Lineage: Eukaryota; Metazoa; Chordata; Lepidosauria; Squamata; Agamidae
Source: RefSeq, a predicted model, not a curated record
UGGAGGGGGAGAGAGAAGGGCGUGUGGGUCAGGGCGCGCCUCGCCGCUCGUGGCUCCCGUGUGUGUGUAUGGUGUGGUGUGUUGUGCGUGCUUUCCGGUCUCUCGCCCUCUCGGGCCUCAUGAUGACUGACAGUGGCGGUGGCUGGGGGGCGGGAACCCCCUGCGCUCCUCUCCUCCCCGCCUAACUUUCGGUCUCCUCUUCCAGGCGCGCGUCUCGGCGGCGUGAGAACGAGCGGCGCGCCGCUGCCUUCGCGCUCCACCGGCAAGGGCAGUCCCAGCAGAAAAAGAAUACACCCAGGUCAUAUAAUUUUGGAGAGGGAAAGAAAAUUAAAAAAUUCGUCAGGAUGUCAUACAGACAAGGACUAGAGAAAUAUCGAGAUUUGGAUGAGGAUCAGAUUCUUGGAGCUCUGACAGAAGACGAGAUAAAGAUACUGGAGGAUGAACUGGUGGAACUAGAUCCAGACAAUGCAUUAUUGCCUGCAGGGAUGAGACAGAAAGAUCAAACGAAAAAGACACCUACUGGCCCCUUUAAACGAGAUGACCUUCUGGCACACUUGGAGCAGCAGGCAAAAGAGAUUAAAGAUCGAGAAGAUCUGGUUCCUUUCACAGGAGAGAAAAGAGGAAAAAUCUGGGUUCCCAAGCAGAAGGCCAUUGAUCCUGUUUUGGAAAGCGUAACUCUGGAACCAGAACUGGAGGAGGCACUGGCAAAUGCCUCAGAUGCAGAGCUCUGUGACAUCGCUGCUAUUCUUGGCAUGCACACCCUGAUGAGUAACCAGCAAUAUUAUGAAGCUCUUGGAAGCACAACUAUAGUCAACAAAGAAGGACUGGACAGUAUAAUUAAGCCCACUCAGUAUAAACCAGUUCCUGAUGACCCAAACUUGACUGAUGUGGAAGAAACCUUGGAACGAGUGAAAAACAAUGAUCCGGACCUUGAGGAAGUCAAUCUCAAUAAUAUUAAGGACAUUCCCAUACCAACGUUAAAAGCCUAUGCUGAAGCUCUGAAGAACAACAGCUACGUUAAAAAGUUCAGCAUAGUAGGAACAAGGAGCAAUGACCCCGUUGCUUAUGCACUGGCAGAAAUGUUAAAAGUCAACGGUGUACUGAAGAGUUUAAAUAUAGAAUCAAAUUUCAUUUCCGGAUCAGGAAUCCUAGCUCUGGUGGAUGCGCUACAGUAUAACACAUCGCUGAUUGAGUUGAGAAUUGACAACCAGAGCCAACCCCUUGGCAACAAGGUGGAAAUGGAGAUUGCAAAUAUGUUAGAAAAAAAUACAUCUCUCUUGAAAUUUGGGUAUCACUUCACUCAGCAAGGCCCCAGGCUUCGUGCAUCAAAUGCCAUGAUGAACAACAAUGACCUUGCUCGUUUACGUCGAUGUGAUGGCCUCUGACAUAUAACACAUCAGCCCUGGAACUGGAAGUGAGGAAGAGGAGGCUUGCAGACAUGAAUGGGCCCAUCUUUCCCAAGUGCCGGACUGGGGUGUAGUUCUUUGUUGCGGAAAUAGUGUCGGCGAGCUUGCACUGGACUGUGAAGUGGCAGAGCAACUGUGCAGUGAAUUUGUGGUGCCUGUUUUUUCAUAUGACAUCCUUAUGCACUGAAAAGUCGAAACUAAAUAGUGAUGUAGGCAGAGAUCUUUAUUAUCAGUGUGUGGAUGAUCCCCUUUUUUUAAAAGAGCAAGAGAGAGGAACACAUAGCCUCCACCCCCCCCCCCCCCACCCUGAUGUGGCUGGAUUGCAACUCCCACCAGUCUUAGCCAGCCUGGCUUAUGGUGAGGAAUGUCGGUAGCUGCAGUCCCCAAGCAUUUAGAAGAGCUCACGUUUCCCAUCCCUAUUUUAGAAUAAUCUGGAAUUUGAGCCUGUUAAUAAGGUACAUAUGCUGGAUUUUGGCAAGAUACACUGUAGCAAAAAAAUGGCUUAAAUUUAUAAUUAGUCUGCAGCCUAAUUUCAGUCUGGAUUUUUUGUGUGCAUGGUGUGUGGUGUGAUACGCAUGAGUAGUUAACAAUAACAACAAGAUGCAAGUACUACUCUGUACAUGUAGCAGAAAUGUUAAAAAAAUAAUUUAUUGUUUGUCUUGAUCACAAGAAUUAGAAACUCCUAGUCUGACAGCACUUCCAUUGUCCUAAUGUACAUCAUUAAUUUAAGGACUUGUGAAUUUCAAUCAGCUAGCAACAUCCACAGCCCCACCUUGUAAACUAGUUGUAAGAGCAGAGUAUCUGUUAUUUUUAAAGCAUCUGCACACUCACCCAGCAGAAAGAAUUUUUAAGGCCACUUGUUUCCUAAGCAAUAGUUACAAGAAGGAAAACAAAAACAGCUGCUGAAUGGGAUGUUAACAGUUCCACCGCCCUCCCCCCCUCAGAGUUUAAGACCCAUAAAAAGUGAAUUUGCACAUGCUGUUCUCUUAAGCCUUCUGAUAGUAUGCAGCAGUUUCUAGCCAUUCUUCUGGAUGACUGGCUGCUUUAUUUCUUUGUUACACUUAGCCAAGUUUCAAGACUUGUCCUCACCACUGUUUCAGAUUUCUGAAUGGGCAAGCUGCUUGGGACAGUCCCCUUGAUCAACUACAGAAUGCUACACAUGAUUUUUUUACCUGCACCAAGUGAAUGGGGCACAGCAUUAAUGUCUGGCUGGGAGCAACCACUGGACCCCACCACCACCACUAAUGGUUUGGAGACUAGAUGCUCUCAAGGUGCACAACCCUUCCCCCAUAUACUUUUCUGCAAAGACCUCUGCACAUUGCAGGGGGUUGUGCAGAGGCAUGAUCUUGGCUGGGAAAUUUGGAGGCAGCAUUGCAAACUAUAGGCUCCAUUCUUCCUAGGUGCCAAUAUGAAUUCUUUGCUAUCCUGACAGUCAUGCUCGAAGGAAGCAUCUGCCUGAAGGCAAAAAUCCCUUUCCCCACAUUGAGAGCGUCCAUAGCCUGCCCUUCCCAUAAAUAGUGGGGGACAGAGUGCCAAUAAAUGUGGAAUAUGGAUUAUGUGGCAAGGUUAAGAAAUCUGCAUACACAUUAAUGGCACUAUUAGACCCGUAGAGCUUGGCUUAUAGCCAGUAGAUGCAGUCCACUGGCUGAAAUCUUAUUGCUUCAUGUGGUAAGUCACACUAGAGAAAACCCAUUGAAUCAGUAGGGAUUUGGUGAGUCAACUUCUCCAUAAACUCUACUGAUUCAGCAGGCCUACCUUAGUUAUGACUUACAUAAGUUGCAACAAGAGUAGGCCUACUUGAAUCCAUGGAAAUUACAGAGGCAUUGACUCUCCAAAUGCCCAAUGAUUCAGUGGACCACUUCUAGUGCUAAGCAACAGGAUUUCAGCCAUUAAGUGCUUAUUGCUAGGCAACAGAUCUAUACAUGGUAUAAAACCUGUGCAAUUUGUUUCAGUGAAUAGAGACUGCACUGAUGCCUGGUGGGUUGACCCCUGCCUCCUACUACUGUGUUGUUUGUAAACGAUGCCUUAAUAAAGUACCACUUUUAAGAACUUGA